UAGAACGGCUGCUUGUUAUUGGCAAAUGGUCCUAUUUUAGUAUUUCGCAGGCUGUGCAUCUUUGUCGAUAACGUAAUCUUAGCAGUAAACGGUAAUCUGGUUGAAGAGUAGCAGUGAGAGACCAUGAGCCAGCCGGAAUCUUCUCAAGAUGGCAGUCAAAAGGACGAGGAAUACAUCUUCGUGGCGAAAAUGGACAACGCCAAAAACUUGUCCAACAUUCUGAAGGCCGUGCAUUUCAAGGAGAUGGCGACGUGUUUCCUCAGUGGCAAUGGUCUGAAGGUGACGGUGGAGGAUUGCAAGUGUGUGCAGGCCAAUGCCUUUGUGCAGUCCGGCGUUUUCCAAGAGUUCUCCUUCAGCAAGGACAGUGCUACGUUCAAGAUCAACCUGAACGUCUUCAUGGACUGCUUGAACAUAUUUGCUGGCAACACCCCUGGCAGUCCAACUGCUCUGCGAAUGUGCUAUGGUGGUUAUGGGUGCCCGCUGAUAUUGCUGUUGGAGGAAGGUGGUGUGUUGACGGACUGCAGAAUACGGACGUUUGAGCCGGAUGACACACUCGACUUCAACUUCACGAGCGCCAACGUCGUCAACAAGAUUAUCCUUCAUUCGGAAUGUCUUCGCGAGGCCUUCUCGGAAUUGGAUAUGAGCAAUGAAAGCCUGGAGGUUCUGAUGUCUCCGGAUGCGCCUUACCUUCGCCUGUCCACGUUUGGUUAUAUUGGCUCCUCACAUGCAGACUAUCCGAAAGAUUCCGACAUGGUCGAUUGCUUUGAGUGCCGCCAGACUCAACUCAAUCGGUACAAGGUUGCUCUGAUCAAGCCGUCCACACGUGCUCUGCACAUCUCCAGCAAGGUGUCGUUACGCGUGGACACACGCGGCUUUCUCUCGCUGCAGUACAUGAUCAAGAACGAGGACGGCAACGUGUGCUUUGUCGAGUACUUGUGCGGGCCUGAUGAGGAGUUAGAUGAUGGUAAUGAGGACGCGGAGCACACGUGGACCGACCAAACGUGAUCAUACAGCGACUGGCAUGCGUGCCAACCCUGCUAGCAGCGGCUUGGUUUGCCGUCCGCGACGUGUGUAUGUUUGCAUGCACACACACACACACAUACAGUGUGUUGGUGCUUGUUGCACCACACCAUCCCUCCGGCAUAUCUCUUUCUUACCAUUGUGUGACAGUGGUGUUCCUUGCUGUGGGCUCAGGGAUGCUGCCCUUCUGCGUACACUCUAUCUGGACAUGUGUGUGCAUGUGUGUGCAUGUGUGUGUGUGUGUGUGUGUGUGUGUGUGUGUACACAGGUGUGUAUGUGUGUCCGCUAAUCCUCAAGUUACCCAUGUUUGCACGGCCGUCUCCUAGCUGCAGCGCAUUCGCCCAUUACCGCUGGGUGCCAUUGCCGCUCUCGUCGUCGUCGCUGUUGACUGUUCAACACGAACCUUCUUCAGUGCCUUGUCCGUCGCGUCGGUAUACACGUGUGUGACAUGCUGGUUGACAGCAUGGCUGCAUACUGGUGUGGGAGUGCGACCAUAUCUGUUACGGACACAGUAAUGCACAGCUUACACUUGCGUUCAGUGAUGAUGCUGUAUAGUGAUGAUGCCGUACAGUAAUGAUGGCGUACAGUGAUGAUGUCGUACAGUGAUGAUGUCGUACAGUGAUGAUGUCGUACAGUGAUGAUGUCGUACAGUGAUGAUGCCGUACAGUAAUGAUGUCGUACAGUAAUGAUGUCGUACAGUGAUGAUGCCGUACAGUGAUGAUGCCGUACAGUGAUGACGCCGUACAGUGAUGAUGCCGUACAGUGAUGAUGGCGUACAGUGAUGAUGUCGUACAGUGAUGAUGGCGUACAGUGAUGACGCCGUACAGUGAUGAUGCCGUACAGUGAUGAUGGCGUACAGUGAUGAUGGCGUACAGUGAUGAUGCCGUACAGUGAUGAUGGCGUACAGU
Sycon ciliatum is the source of this 1928-nucleotide messenger RNA. RefSeq names its product cell cycle checkpoint protein RAD1-like. Gene Ontology annotation, cellular component: nucleus; checkpoint clamp complex. The transcript has 7 exons. NCBI's taxonomy places the organism in Eukaryota, Metazoa, Porifera, Calcarea, Leucosolenida, Sycettidae. Bases 124 to 1005 code for a protein of 293 amino acids. Gene Ontology annotation, molecular function: 3'-5' exonuclease activity. The record is from RefSeq and is a predicted model, not a curated record. Gene Ontology annotation, biological process: DNA damage checkpoint signaling; DNA repair.